This is a messenger RNA of Cryptosporidium ubiquitum, 1467 nucleotides long. RefSeq lists its product as uncharacterized. The record is from RefSeq and is a predicted model, not a curated record. The transcript has a single exon. Gene Ontology annotation, molecular function: ATP hydrolysis activity; ATP binding; DNA helicase activity. Gene Ontology annotation, cellular component: Swr1 complex; Ino80 complex; R2TP complex. Lineage: Eukaryota; Apicomplexa; Conoidasida; Eucoccidiorida; Cryptosporidiidae. Gene Ontology annotation, biological process: box C/D snoRNP assembly; chromatin remodeling; regulation of transcription by RNA polymerase II. Bases 1 to 1467 code for a protein of 488 amino acids.
AUGAUUGAUCCAAAAAUAGCUGAAAUUAAAGAGUUUCAAAGACUAGAGAGAAUUGGAGCACAUUCACAUAUAAGAGGCCUAGGUUUAAAUGAUGCAUUGGACGCAAGGUAUUCAUCGGAUGGGAUGGUGGGCCAGAAGCUAGCUAGAAGAGCCGCAGGGAUAAUUGUAAGAAUGAUUAAACAAGGUAAAAUUGCAGGAAGGGCAAUUUUAUUAUCUGGCCAGCCAGGAACAGGAAAAACAGCAAUUGCUAUGGCAAUUGCAAAAGCAAUAGGAAAUGAUACACCAUUUACACAUAUUUCAGCUUCUGAGGUUUUUUCACUUGAGAUGAAUAAGACAGAAGCUCUAAGGCAAGCUUUGAGAAGAUCAAUUGGUGUUAGAAUAAAAGAAGAAAUAGAUGUUAUUGAGGGAGAAGUAGCAGAGCUAGAAAUAGAUCGCUCAAAUUCGACUGGGGUUAAAGUUGGUAGAAUGGCUUUAAGAAGCACCGAUAUGGAGACAGUUUAUGAUAUUGGUAGUAAGAUGAUUGAAUCACUUCAAGCAGAAAAUAUUGUGGCAGGAGAUGUAAUUUCAAUUAAUAAAUCAAGCGGAAAAAUAACUAAAUUAGGCCGUUCUUUCACUAGGUCUAAGGAUUAUGAUGCAGUUGGAUACCAAACCAGAUUUAUUGCAUGCCCUGAGGGUGAACUUCAGAAAAAGAGAGAAGUAGUACACAAUGUAACUUUGCAUGACAUUGAUGUAAUUAAUAGUAGAAGCCAAGGAUUUUUAGCACUAUUUGCUGGUGAUACUGGCGAAAUUAAACCAGAAGUUAGAGCUCAGAUUGAUGAGAAGGUUGCUGAAUGGAAGGAAGAAAGUAGAGCAGAAAUAAUUCAUGGAGUUUUGUUUAUAGAUGAAGUACAUAUGCUAGAUGUUGAAUGUUUUAGUUUUCUUAACAAAGCGUUAGAGGAGGAAACAAGCCCAAUUUUAAUUAUGGCGUCAAAUAGGGGUAUUACAAAAAUUAGAGGGACUGAUUAUAAGUCACCACAUGGUAUACCUAUUGAUCUUUUAGAUAGAUGCCUAAUUAUUCCAACAAUUCCUUAUAGUGAAGAAGAUGUUAAGAAAAUUAUUCAAGAAAGAGCGAGUGAGGAAGAUCUUAAAUUAACUGAAAAUGCUUACCAAAUUCUCACUAGAAUAGCAAUGGAUACAAGCUUGAGAUACUCUCUACAUUUACUAACAGUUUCUCAAGUUCUUGCAAAUAGGAAGAAAAAAGAAGAAAUUGAUAUUGAUGAGAUCAAAAAGGCCUAUUCACUUUUUAUUGAUGUUAAAAGAAGUACCCAAUAUCUUAUUGAUUACCAACAAGAAUAUCUAUUCUCUGAAAUUGAAUCAUCAAAUAAUAAUGAAAUAAAAAGUAAGGAUAAUGAUGAUUGCACAAUGCAGGAUAACAAUCAAGGACUAGUUCCAGAUACUGCAGUUCAGGAAAAAAUGACACUAAUGUAG